This is a messenger RNA of Colletotrichum scovillei, 904 nucleotides long. RefSeq names its product pyrimidine 5'-nucleotidase. Gene Ontology annotation, molecular function: nucleotidase activity. The record is from RefSeq and is a predicted model, not a curated record. The coding region runs from base 98 to 817 and encodes 239 amino acids. NCBI's taxonomy places the organism in Eukaryota, Fungi, Ascomycota, Sordariomycetes, Glomerellales, Glomerellaceae. The transcript is spliced from 4 exons. Gene Ontology annotation, biological process: pyrimidine nucleobase metabolic process; nucleotide catabolic process.
AUAAUCUCAAAAUCUCAUUCCGGCGCGGGGUCUCCGCAUCUAAGAGCUUCAAUAAGGGAACAUUUCAGCGACAGCCACUGCUCACAGGAACUUCAUCAUGGCGGAUAAAACAGAUGGAAGCGCUACGGCUCGUAAGCCAGUGUUCUUUUUCGACAUCGACAACUGUCUGUACUCUAGAAGUCACAAAAUCCACAACCUCAUGGCAAAGCUUAUCGAGCAGUAUUUUGAGACACACUUGUCACUGGGAGAGGAGGAAGCCUCCAGAUUGACGAGAGAAUACUACAAGACAUACGGCCUCGCUAUCGAAGGCUUAGUCCGCCACCAUGAAAUAGACCCAUUGGAUUUCAACGCAAAGGUGGAUGACGCGUUGCCUCUCGACGACAUCCUAAAGCCCGACGCAGACCUCCGAGCGCUGUUGGAGGAUAUCGACACCAGCAAGGUCAAACUUUGGCUUUUCACGAAUGCCUACGUCAACCACGGAAAGCGGGUUGUGCGACUCCUCGGAAUCGAUGACCUAUUUGAUGGUCUGACGUACUGCGACUACGCCCAGUACCCCUUCGUCUGCAAACCAGCCAAGGAAAUGUUCCGCAGGGCCAUGGAACAGGCCGGGGUUGAAAAUCCGGGAGAUUGUUACUUUGUUGAUGAUUCCUACGAUAAUUGCAAGAGCGCGAAAGAGCUCGGUUGGACAGCGGCCCAUCUCGUCGAAGAAGGUUUGCCUAUUCCCGAGACACAGGCUUCCCAGUACCAAAUUCGUCAUAUAAGAGAGCUUCGUGACGUUUACCCUCAAUUCUUCAAGUCCAGCGCUUUGAAGACUUAGAUCGAGAAACAAAGAUGAUGCCUAAUUAGGUCACAUAGAAAUGAAAAAGACUAGAAUUUAGAUAGAUCAGAAAAGCCAAGAGCAAGA